ACURUAUAUUUAUUAAACAAUUUAUAUGUAUAUAUUAAGUGCAAUCUAUGAUAUAUCUAUGUGUUUGUGUUGUGUAUGCAAUGAAUUAGAUUUGUUUUGAGGUUUCAUGCGAUUAGUUGUAGUGAUAAUCACAUCCCAAGACAUUGUGACAACUGAUACCACUUUUGAUAAYUAAGUUGAUGUUUGACUAACUUUAAUGUGAUGUCAAUGGAUGAYGACUUAGAUGACUACGAGCUGUUUUGGUCAACAAUUGUAUCGCACAUUCAGAUAUUGUCCCAAUCGGUGGCCAAUUUCGGUGAUUUGUUUGUCAAACCGGUCCUAAAGGAGUGGUGCAACCAAUUGGUGUCAUUUGUGAUGAGACCGCAGACAUUGGUGGCCAUCUCAAUGAUAUUGAUUUUAGCGCUUAUAUGUCAUGUAUUUGAGUAUUGGUUUAAAUCGGCGCUUCGGUCGGCCGUCAAUUUGGCCAAACGGGUCAAUAUUGGACUGACUAUUGUGUCGACCGCUUUGUCAGCAUUUUUGCCAAAUGUUGAGUGCAUUACGCGUAUAGUUAGUGAUAAUAUUGUCGAUGAAUUUAAGGACAGUUAUGUCGGCAUUUAUGCCAUUCAAGGCAGAAGGCCUAAGAUGGAGGACAGGUUCACGUAUGUCAACGACACUACACGUGCAGGCAUUGAGUAUUGGGCUGUCUUUGAUGGACACGGAGGAGAUAGCGCCGCUAUAUAUGUAGAGUCAAAGUUAUACGAAGCGAUCCGUAAAAGAGUAGAAGAGUUGAUAACCAAAACUGAUUCACCAAAUGAUUUCCCAAAAAAUUCAGUCGACUUUUGUAUAAAAGAUGAUCCAAAGUCUAAGCUAUCUAUGAGUGAGUCAAGUGAUAGUAACAAGUCAUCAAAAGAGUACAAUUUUGAAGCACUGACUGUGACCUCAUUGUCCAAAAUAGUCACUGAAGAGGUCUUAGAAAUAGACCGACAAUUAGUUGUCGAUAGCAAAGAAAAAGGUGACGUCUCGGGCAGUACUGCAUUGAUUGCAUUGAGAAAUGUGGCUCAAAAUAAGUUGAUUGUGGCUAAUGUUGGCGACUCGAGAGCUGUUAUUUGUGACGGCAAAGGAGCCACUAUUCCGUUAUCAUUUGAUCACAAACCACAACAACUAAAAGAGCACAAACGUAUCAAAGAAGCCGGAGGUUUCAUCAAAUUCAAUGGUGUUUGGAGAGUGGCAGGUAUUUUAGCCACUUCUAGAGCUAUGGGUGACUAUCCAUUAAAAGACACAAAUAUGGUUAUCGCUGAACCAGAUAUUCUCACGUUUAACUUGAAUGAUAUUCAGCCUAAAUUCAUGAUUCUGGCCACUGAUGGCCUCUGGGAUACAUUUACUAAUGAAGAGGCCGUUGCCUUUGCAAAGGAAUCAYUAAUUAAAGUCAAACAAAGCAAUACAACRCAUACGGCCCACGAAGUGGCCAAAAAUCUAGUGUUUGAGUCAUACAGACGGGGCUCUCUCGACAAUAUUACUGUUAUUUUUGUCGUUUUUGAUGACAAUUUUGAUGAAACAUCYAAUUCUUUAUGAUUUGGAAAACUUUGUGUCCAUUCAGUCAAUUAGUCAUAAUUUUUCACGAUAUUAACUUACAGUACAUUUUUAAACUUAUUAUUAUUACAACUUUAUUUAUUUAUUUAAAUUUCAUGAGAUUUAUAUUUGUAAAUUA
Molecule: messenger RNA, 1687 nt
Organism: Oppia nitens
Lineage: Eukaryota; Metazoa; Arthropoda; Arachnida; Sarcoptiformes; Oppiidae
Product: protein phosphatase 1L-like
Exons: 3
Coding region: 202-1551 (449 amino acids)
Biological process (GO): protein dephosphorylation
Molecular function (GO): protein serine/threonine phosphatase activity
Source: RefSeq, a predicted model, not a curated record